Molecule: messenger RNA, 94 nt
Organism: Chondrus crispus (carragheen)
Lineage: Eukaryota; Rhodophyta; Florideophyceae; Gigartinales; Gigartinaceae
Exons: 2
Coding region: 1-78 (25 amino acids)
Source: RefSeq, a predicted model, not a curated record
AUGCUGCUCUUAAUCCGAGGUUGCUACUAUUCAAGAAUCUCGCACAGGAUGCCCAUUUUACUCCUUAGAACGCUGUAACGCCUCACCAAUAAGU